Messenger RNA from Sorex araneus (European shrew), 2286 nucleotides. Its product is annotated as C2 calcium-dependent domain-containing protein 4A-like. The record is from RefSeq and is a predicted model, not a curated record. The transcript has a single exon. Bases 1450 to 2286 code for a protein of 278 amino acids. Lineage: Eukaryota; Metazoa; Chordata; Mammalia; Eulipotyphla; Soricidae.
UACAAUGGCUUACUGGCUCCAGUGUGAGAUACAACAAUCUUCACACACUUUCAUCUAAGGAAACCUUUUAAAAUCAUUUUUAGCGAAUUAUUAUUACAAGCAGCACAAAAUUAUUGAGGGCCUGCUAUUGGGGCAGACUUGGGGAUUGGUUAGAAAAGUUUGAAAUAAAGUUGGUGGGAAGAUGGAGUGGUAGUGGAAUUGGUGUUGGAAUACUGAAUAUAAUAAAUCAUUGUGAACAACUUUAGAAAAAGAAAAUAAAAUAAUUUUUAAAUGUGCCUGUCAAGGAGGUUGGCUGAGGGAUUGGGAGUGAGAAGGGAACUUGGGGCCACUAGUGGAAGGAAGUUGGCAUUGAUGGCGGGAUUGGUGCUGGAACAUUGUAUGUCUGAAACUCAGCUAUGAAUAGAACUGCAAAUAACGGUGCCUUAAUAUUAAACUUUUUAGUGUAAAAAGCAAAUAACUUUAAAAUCCAAGAAGAAACAAUUCUAUUCUGCACUGAACACCAGUGACUACACUGCAGAAGGGCAGAAAGUGUUGAGGGAGGAGGAUUAGCUAGGUAUGAGUCACGCAAAGCUCCACUAGGACCCGCUGCAUCUUUCCCUGUGGUCACAUUCAUUCAUUUUGCGCUUCCAUCCACUUUUCGAACUUCUCUGCACUGGCUGGGGCCUCCGUGAAUCGUUCCGGCGCCAAGGCAGGAGAAAGCGGCCACGUGGCUGGAGGAAGGCUGUGCGUCAAGGUUUCCAGGCAGCUCUCGGCGGCCCGCCCCCGCUGGCAGCUCGCGCUCCGGGUAUAAAGCCUCCGACCCGCGGCCUUCGAACCGCACGGCUCCGAAGCGGGCACACGGUUGGGAGCGCUCCGAGCUGGCGGCGACCGCGCUCAUCUCCCGGGCAGCCCCGGAGUGGUACCUGCACUGCGCCCCUGCGACCGCCGGACGCCGGGUCUCAGGUACGGAGAGGGACCCUCAGUCGUGCUCAUCUCCCCUCCCCGGGCUCAUCUUUGCACCCCAGAAGGGGAAAGCGAGACCGUGCCGGCAGGGAUAUCACAGCCGCCGGGUUUCUAAUUCUCCGCGAGGAUUUGCAUGCAGUAACACCAGGCUUCGGGAGACGCUUACACAAAGCCGCUCUUGGCACAGACGGUAGCUGCGCCAGCAAUUAGAGGCCAACCCUUUGGAGAACCGCAGCCCUAGGCUAGAGCUGGGCGGACCGAGAUUAAAGGCACAAGUCCCAAACUGUGCCUGGCCCCGAAACCGAGAAGAGUCCGCAGCAGACGCGUCCUCGAUUGCGGUGAAAAGCGCCGACGUAUCUGGGUCGCCCCGGAGCGCCCAGAGGAGGAAGGAGAGAGAAAGGCACCGCGGCGGCCGGCUGGCUCCUCCCAGGGUCUGCGCGACCGUGUUUCUGCGUGCCCGCCCGCUCCCGCAGCCGCGGGUCUCCGGGAUCCCGCACCCGCAGCCCCAUGUGGUUCCUGGAGCGUCUCCGCUGGGACUCUGAGCGCCUCCUGUCGCCCAGGAACUGUCUCCGCCGGGGCCGCGCCCGCCGCGCCGCGCCCGCCACUUGCGCGAACGUGCUCACGCCGGACCGCAUCCCCGAGUUCUGCAUCCCGCCGCGACUCGCUCCCUGCGCCGCGCUGGCCGCGCGCCUGGACUCCCGCGGGCCGCCCGCCGGCCCCGAUGAGGGCGACGGCGCGGGGCGCACGGACUGGGACCCGCGCUCGCAGGCCGCGCUCUCGCUGCCGCACCUGCCCCGCGCGCGCACCGCCUACGGCUUCUGCGCGCUGCUCGAGAGCCCGCACACGCGCCGCAAAGAGUCGCUCUUCCUGGGCAGCGCCGGCGCCGCCGCGCUCCUGCGCCCGCCCGCGCCCGCCCGCGCCCACCCGCGCGGCGGCCCAACACCCGCCGCCGCCGCCCCCGCGCCCGCCGCCGCCGCCGCCCCGCGCGCGCCCCGCGCCCGCCGCCUCCUGCGCGCCCCCGAAGGACUGCUGAGCCGCGCGCUGCGGGCCCGCCGGACCCUCGGCCUGGCGCGCGCCCACCCGGGCCCGGGCUCGGCCAGCGACGACGACGCCCCGCGCCUGCCCGCCGCCUCCGGCCGGGCCCGCGGGCGCCUCCGCCUCCGCCUGCGGGGCGCCCAGAGCCUGGCCGCGGCCCCGCGUGCUGCCACCGCGGGGAGGGACCGCGGCCCCGACGGGCUCUCGGAGGACUCGGGGAGGCGCCGGGCCGGGGGCGUCAGGGUGGAGAAGCGCGACCCACCGCUGGGCCGCGACGAGCCGCCUUCCGGGUCGCUGCUGUUGAGCUGA